GGCUGACAAUUCCUUCAAUGAGGGCCGAUUAUGCACACGUGUAGGGGUGGUAGAUCAAUGACUGCGAGAAGGGGAUUUAUGUGCUUUGAAACGCAUUUGUUACGCUGACGCCCAUCAAAUAGUCGCUGUUUUGGGUAUGGCUUCUCCUACUACGAUGAGUGCCAUACCGGGAAAUUUCACUACCAGGCGUUUUGUUGGAUCUGAUCCGAUGCGUGGACUGAAGUGACCUCUGCCCUCAUCCCUUUGGCGAUAAGCCCCUCGCUCUAGAUCCCAGACUGGAAUGCCACGAGCUUCACGUCCUGAAGAUGCCACUCUGCUACUUUCACUCUACCGUUCCGACUGCAACAUCAUGCUACAAUGACUGCUGCUAAUCCGAAGACUGUCGGUCUUUGUAUCUUUCUGUUCUUAGCCUCAUCGCUCGUCACUCUCUCCUUGAAAUCCACUCACCACAACCACCGCUGGCUUCCUCCUCGACCCAAAGGCGCGGCACCAUAUUCGCAGCAAGUCGUCCUCCAAACGCACAAAGUCGCCUACGCAACCUUCCUCGCCGGCAGCACAAGUGGCGAUCGUCGAGAAACAGACGAGGAAUCAGCAGCAAUAGACGACGCAGAUGAUGGCUACUACCUAGGCGCUCGUGUCCUUGCCUACCAACUCCUCCACUCCAAAUCCGCCGGAACAAACAACAGCAUUCCCUUCCUCGUAGUCUGCACGCGCGACGUCUCCAAACGCAAACGCGACCGCCUCAAAAAAGACGGCGCAACAAUCGUCCUCGUAGAAAAGCUCAAAAAAGACUGGGUCCAAGCCGCCGACCCUCGCUGGGCCGACGUCCUCUCCAAACUCCGCCUCUUCCAACUCACCGACUACGACAAAAUUCUCUUCAUCGACGCCGAUACCCUCGUCACCGCACCGCUCGAUGGCGUCUUCUUCGACGAAUCGACUCUCACCCAAGGCACCAAAGCCCUCCCUCAAGCCAUAAAAGAAGAUGAAGCCGAACUUCCUCGCACUUACAUGUUCGCCACACACAGCGAUUUCUGGGGCUACGAUCACCCAUACCCUCCACCCACCGAUCUCAGCUAUCUCAACUGCGGCUUCUUCAUUUUCACGCCAUCUCUCAAGCUCUUUGACUACUACAUGAGUCUCCUACAACUCCAGGGCCGUUUCGAUCCGAGCUUUCCAGAGCAGAAUUUACUCAAUUAUGCGCAUCGACAAGAUGGAAAUAUGCCGUGGAAGCCGUUGUGGUAUGGCUGGAAUGUUAAUUGGCCGACGGCGAAUGAUUGGAGAGGUGGGGCGAGGAGUUUUCAUGCCAAGUAUUGGGAUGGUGAUCCGAGUCAUGAUCCGAUUUUGAAGGCGAUUUGGAAGGAGCAGAGGGCGGAGAUGCAAGGGUUUUAUCGAGGGAGGGAUGGGGAGGCGGCGAGUCUGGGAGGGUAGGCUGGUAGAUCAUGGGUAUCGUCGUUUGCCGUGCUUCUUUUGCUUGACAGGGUUUGCAGAGACUGG
Cercospora beticola is the source of this 1494-nucleotide messenger RNA. RefSeq lists its product as uncharacterized. Lineage: Eukaryota; Fungi; Ascomycota; Dothideomycetes; Mycosphaerellales; Mycosphaerellaceae. Gene Ontology annotation, cellular component: cytoplasm. The record is from RefSeq and is a predicted model, not a curated record. Gene Ontology annotation, molecular function: glycosyltransferase activity.